This is a messenger RNA of Boleophthalmus pectinirostris (great blue-spotted mudskipper), 1147 nucleotides long. RefSeq names its product zebrafish testis-expressed 38 (gene zte38). The coding region runs from base 87 to 998 and encodes 303 amino acids. Lineage: Eukaryota; Metazoa; Chordata; Actinopteri; Gobiiformes; Gobiidae. The transcript has 13 exons. The record is from RefSeq and is a predicted model, not a curated record.
GUUUUAAGUUAUUGCUAUUAUAGUAUAUUGUUAUUACGGUAUAAUUUAUUUUACAAACCGAGGUAGCGUUAAUAUUAAAAGUAAAAAUGUCUGCUAGCAAGACGCGCAUUAAGAAAAGCAAAGAGGAAACAGCAGAGUGGACAGGGUUAUUUCAAGGCGACUUGAAGACCGAGCAGGCGUCGCUUGUGUUUGUGAAGAGGAUGAUGGCUGUGGCCGUGUCCUCCAUCACUUAUCUCCGGGGUAUUUUUCCAGAGGACGCCUACAGGUCCAGAUACUUGGAGGAUUUGUGCAUUAAAGUCUUGCGUGAAGACUGCAGCACCCCUGGAGCAAACAAAGUUGUGAAAUGGAUGAUGGGCUGCUUUGAUGCAUUAGAAAAGCAAUAUCUCCAGAUUGUGUUUAUUGGGGUCUACACAAACCCUGAUGAUCCCAAUUGCAUAAUUGAGUCCUACCAGUUUAAAUUUAAGUAUACAGAAAAGGGCCCAGAGCUAAACAUCCUCAGGAACAAUGCUGUGCGGAUGCAGGUGACUCUAGAGGACACCAAAAGAGCAUCUGUGCUGCUCAUCAGAAAGCUCUUUUUGCUUAUGCAGAAUUUAGGCUCCCUCCCCAACAAUGUCUACCUGACCAUGAAGCUUUACUACUAUGAUGACAUGACUCCUGAGGACUAUGAACCCCCUGGCUUUAAAGAGGGUGAAUGUGACAGUCUGUGGUUUGAAGGCACUGCCAUUCACUUUAAGGUUGGCAAUGUGCAGACACCUUUCCACACUUUGAGGGUGCGUGUCUCUGCAGAACAAGGUCGACUGGCCAAGCUUCAAGAAGGGAACUACCUGAGAGACAGCAAACUUGAGAAAAAUGUCAAAAUGGACUAUCAAAAGAAGGAAAUUGACGAAGAGGAUGUCCCUUCAGAAGAUGAGUCUGCGCAGUUCAAGAAGCCCACACAGCCUCUGGCAAAGAGAAAGGCAAUGGGCAAGACACAGGCCAAAAGGAAAAGAAUAAUCUAAAAUGUUUCUAUAGUGAUUAUUGAUAAAUUAUCAUUGCUUUGUUGUAAACAUUUGAUCUCAUAUUUAUUAUAUUGUAAAGUAAGGAUUUAAUAAAAUAUGUUUAUGUUGUUUAAAAAGAGGUCAAGCAUUUUGCUGUUAUGUACAAAAGA